GUACCCGCUCUUCUCUUCCCCAUAUUAGCCGGCACCUCCAUAUAAUGCCACCAUUAAACUUCUCCACUCAAAAAACCAAUCAAUCUUUCUCUUUCUCUCUCAUCUUUUUCCUCUCUCUACAUAUUUUUUUUGGGUUUAACUUAGAACACUAAGUUGGAAUUCUUCAUCUUUCUGACUUUCCAGGCUGUAGUACACGUAUAGCCAUUCAAUCCAUGUCCAGUUCUUUGGAUCCUUCGCAAUUGACAGAUAAUAUGGGUGCAGAAGAUAGAGUCCAGCUGCUUCCUGCAGUCAACGACAACCAUGGAGGUGUCACUGUGAAUAUGGAGGAUCCUAUGGAUUCCAAAGUCUUCCUUGGAGCACUUAGAGCUUCAAUGUCUCAAUGGAAGCAUGAGGGCAAGAAGGGUGUGUGGAUAAAAUUACCCAUUGGACUUGCAAACCUUGUUGAAAUUGUGGUUAAGGAGGGCUUUUGGUACCAUCAUGCAGAGCCAAAUUAUUUAAUGCUGGUUUACUGGAUUCCUGAAACUAUUUCUACAAUUCCUGCAAAUGCUACACAUCGCGUAGGAGUUGGUGCUAUUGUCUUAACAGAGAACAGAGAGAUGCUUGUAGUACAGGAAAAUAGUGGCAGAUUUCAAGGAACUGGUAUCUGGAAGAUCCCUACAGGAGUUGUUGAUGAGGGUGAGGAUAUAUUUGCGGCAGCAGUCCGAGAAGUUAAAGAAGAGACAGGAAUUGAUACAGAAUUCACCGAAGUAGUAGGGUUCAGGCACACUCAUAAGGCAUUCUUUCAAAAGUCAGACUUGUUCUUUCUUUGCUUCUUGCGCCCUUUAUCUUUCAAAAUUCAGAAGCAAGAUUUGGAAAUUGAGGCAGCUCAGUGGAUGCCAUUUGCCGAAUUCGCUGCACAACCUUUCGCUCAGAGCUCUAGUCUUUUCAAGAACAUAGUCAAUCUAUGUGCAGCAAAGUUAGACAAGAAUUAUGCCGGAUUUUGCCCGGUACCCUCAAAAGAUAAUAAAGGGCCUUACAUAUACAUGAACACCAGAGAUUUACAUCAACCAGAUCACACAACUACAAAUCGACUAUGAAACGUCGAAGUUGGAUUAUAUUGUAACAUUCUUGAUAUAACUCCAUAUAUUAUUCAGGUUAUUCUGUGUCUUCUAUCUCCUCCUGAAUCUAUUGUAAUACCUUCAUUUACUUGGAAUUUUGAUGCUCAAAAAUAUGUUUGAGGGAAUUGCAGAGUUUGGAUGAAAUUCUUUGGAGAUUGUAGGGAAAAUGUCUAACCAGGAGGAUAAAAAAUUGUAAUAGAAAGUGAGCAUCAUAUUAGAACAUUCUUUCAGAUUAACUGAUGUGAAUGUAAAAUAUUGUAAUAUCUGAUGGUUAAAGGUAUAUUAUAUAAGCUGUGUUUGUUGCA
Beta vulgaris subsp. vulgaris (sugar beet) is the source of this 1402-nucleotide messenger RNA. Its product is annotated as nudix hydrolase 2. Gene Ontology annotation, molecular function: NADH pyrophosphatase activity; NAD binding; ADP-ribose diphosphatase activity. The record is from RefSeq and is a predicted model, not a curated record. Bases 213 to 1076 code for a protein of 287 amino acids. NCBI's taxonomy places the organism in Eukaryota, Viridiplantae, Streptophyta, Magnoliopsida, Caryophyllales, Amaranthaceae. The transcript has 9 exons.